Armigeres subalbatus is the source of this 576-nucleotide messenger RNA. RefSeq lists its product as uncharacterized. The record is from RefSeq and is a predicted model, not a curated record. The transcript is spliced from 3 exons. Bases 1 to 576 code for a protein of 191 amino acids. Lineage: Eukaryota; Metazoa; Arthropoda; Insecta; Diptera; Culicidae.
AUGACUCCCUGGUAUUCGACUGAUGCGAAGCAGCGGUAUGCGGAUAAAAUACAACUAUGUGGCUCGAUUGAUCCCUACAGUCUUACCGUAUCCCCCACGGAGGUGCCGAUAAAUGUCAGCUACGCAGAUAUUUACCACUUCAUGGUGGUCGAGACAAACCCGUUCACCGGUUACCCAAAAGAUUGCCGGAAAGGUAUGGAAGCAAACUUAUGGUUCCAACAAGGUUGGAUCAAGUACGUCGGAGGAAAACAAGUGCAUAAUGUGUUUGUGGUCCACGGAAGAGUUUUGCACUCAUUCAAUUUAAGGAAAACACCUCUCAAACCUUGGAUAAUUGUCGAUCGAAGUGGAAAAAUACUAUCAGCGCACUGCAACUGUACAAUUGGUUUGCUGGAAACUUGUUCGCAUGUUGGCGCAACGUUAUUUGCGCUUGAAGAUAUUCGUCGAAAAAUAGCUGAAAAAAAGUUCUCGGUAACUGAUCUUCCUGCAUAUUGGAACAAGCCACCACGAGUCCCCGAACAAAAUCUGUACAAAAAGAUGAAAGAUAUAUCAUUUGGAAGAAAAGUUAGGCGAUUCUGA